Messenger RNA from Salvelinus sp. IW2-2015, 2738 nucleotides. The record is from RefSeq and is a predicted model, not a curated record. Lineage: Eukaryota; Metazoa; Chordata; Actinopteri; Salmoniformes; Salmonidae.
UCUAGGUUAUGUUAUCUAGAGAAAAUGAACAACAUAAAAAUGCCAUGUAUAGAAAGACAAUAGUCUGACAUGCUCCUUCAUUCAGAGAGGGUUAUUUAAAGGGAUCUAUUUUACCUUUGCUUCCUUCCUGUCUAUCUCUCUCAGACUAGGCUUYAUCUACUAAUUAAAGAGGCGGUUGCUAAGAGAUAACAAGCAGUGACAUCGCUGCUGAGAGCCUUUGAUGUGCUGCAGCCUGAACCUGCAUCUCUACUCUGGGUCUCUUCUCUCAACCCCCAUCUAGACCUGAGUGCACCUGACUCAUGUGAAGGAGUAGGGGGAGAGAGAGAGAAAGCGGAGCCACACCACACCACAUACCACACGCCAUGGCAGCUUUUACCAGUACCCCGAAAGUGAGUUCCGGGAGUGCUCCUCGCCACGGGUUCAGGGAGGAGAGCCCAGCGGAGUGUGACUGGAAGGACUGUGACACUGGAGGCAGCGAGAGGUCUAGAGGACACCGCACCAUGCUGGAGAAGACCCAGGACUUCUUCCAGACCUGUGACAUCGAGGACAAGGGCUUCAUCACCCGCCGGGACAUGCAGAGGCUCCAUGGAGAGCUGCCACUCAGUGCCGAGGAGCUGGAGAACGUCUUUGACACCCUGGACUCUGACGGCAAUGGAUACCUCACCCUGGAGGAAUUCUCCUUGGGCUUUAGUGAGUUCCUGUUUGGCCGGAGGAUCUCUGCAACGGAGGGGAUGGGGGAGGCCAGCCGCAUUGCCAAGGAACCCACUCAGGGCCCUCCAGGYGCCCUGUACCAGACCCAGUGGGAGGAGAGGUUGGUGGGCAGCGAGGACGAGGAGGAGAAGCACUUCUGCAUGCUAAUGGAGAGCUUGGGAGCCAGCAAUGUCUUUGARGACCCUGGUGAGGUGCGUAGUCUUUGGGCCCAGCUGAGGAGGGACGAGCCGCACCUCCUGUACAACUUUGAGGAGUUCCUGGCCAGAGUAAUUYUACAGAUCACAGGGGCCAACCAGGAGAGGAUGGAGAUGGAGAGCGCCCUUAAAAGAAAAUCAGCAACACAUGACGAUGAGAUCCAUCGCUUAUAUGAAGAAAUGGAACAGCAAAUCAAAAAUGAGAAGGACAGGAUCUUACUGCAGGACUCUGAGCGCUUCCUGUCUAGGAGUCAGGAUCUGGAGGAUCAGCUGUCCAGUAAGGAAAGGGAGCUGAAUCAGAUCUUCCAGAAACAGAGGAGGUGGGAGCAUCAGUGCCGGGAGCUGCACAGCGAGCAGCACGUGACCAAGGUGGAGAACGUGGCGCUGAAGCAGACCAAUGAGGAGCUGGCCCAGGAGCUGGAGCACACCAGUCAGGAGCUGAGCCUUGCCCAGGAGCAGCUGGUCCUCCUGCAGGAGCAGUCCUCACACCUGAACCAGGAGAGGGAGAUGGAGAUGUACCGGGUCACAGAGGGAUUGCAGAGGGAGCGAGCGAGCCUGCUGAAACAACUUGACCUGCUGAGGGAAAUGAACAAGCACUUACGAGAUGAGCGAGACAUGUGCUCUUAUCAAAAACUGAGGAAUACUGUUAAAAAUCCUGCUUGCAACCCGAGGCCUGGAUCAAAAACUAUGAAUCCCUUUGACAGAAAGGCCUUUAGUGAGGAUGAGGAGGUAGUGCUCCCCCACUCUAAGAGGAAGAGUCCGGGUGGAGUGAAUGGCUACAGCCUGGAGGACGUGGUGGAUUCCAGACCCCUCCAGAGGAUCAUCUCCAUAGAGGAGGACCACCUACCCCAGCUCCUUCAGGAUAACUACCAGACUCAGCUCUGGGAGUGGCAUGAGGAGGCCGAGGAGGAAGAGCACAUAGAGCUACAGAUGACCUCUAUACAUCCUCCUAGUUCUCCAACGAUGGAGCAGCAGCCAGUUGACACCAGAGAGACAGAGAUGCCUACAUCCCCCAGGGGCCAGCCUGUCGGAAAGGAGACUAUGGGGAAUGAGGAGGUUGCAGCGUUGGCCCCAGACCGCCUGUUUAAGAUCGUCCUGGUGGGCAACUCCAGUGUGGGGAAGACCUCCCUCCUCAGGCGGUUCUGUGAUGACUGCUUUUACCCAGGCACCUCUGCCACCGUCGGCAUAGACUACAGUGUGAAGACAAUACGGGUGGACAACAGCCAGGUGGCGCUGCAGAUGUGGGAUACAGCAGGACAGGAGAGGUAUCGCAGCAUCACCAAGCAGUUCUUCCGCAAGGCUGACGGUGUGAUAGUCAUGUAUGACAUCACUGCUGAGCAGAGUUUUACCGCAGUGAGGCAGUGGCUGACCAGUGUACAGGAGGGGGCUGGCGAGGACAUUCCCAUCAUGCUGCUGGGGAACAAAAUGGACAAGGGGAGUGAGCGGAAGGUUCAGACGAGAGUGGGUGAAAAAUUAGCCAAGGACUGCCAGUUGAUUUUCUACGAGUGCAGUGCUUGUUCCGGACAAAACGUGGUAGACUCAAUGGUAAAUUUGGCAAGAAUUCUGAAAGAGCAGGAGGACAGAGAGAAAGAGAAAACGAUCCAUCUGGUGAACAGCCCUUCACAGAAGAGGUCCUGCUGCUAGCAACAAAAUGGCUAUUAGUUACUGUCUUCACAACACCAUAGUGUACCUGUUCAGAUGUUCACUGUACAUUUUAACCUCCGGUCCUKAGGAACUCAAGGAUCUAUAGCACAAUGCAGUUGAUGUCGGAAGUUUACAUACACCUUAGCCAAAUACAUUUAAACUCAGUUUUUCACAAUCCCUGACAUUUAA